Messenger RNA from Bombina bombina (fire-bellied toad), 1460 nucleotides. Its product is annotated as beta-1,3-galactosyltransferase 2-like. Gene Ontology annotation, molecular function: N-acetyl-beta-D-glucosaminide beta-(1,3)-galactosyltransferase activity. NCBI's taxonomy places the organism in Eukaryota, Metazoa, Chordata, Amphibia, Anura, Bombinatoridae. The record is from RefSeq and is a predicted model, not a curated record. Gene Ontology annotation, cellular component: membrane. The coding region runs from base 1 to 1209 and encodes 402 amino acids. The transcript is spliced from 3 exons.
AUGGAUGGGAAAUCAAUGUCCCCAAAAGUUCAUUAUCACCAGCCACAAGGGUCCAAGAAAGAGUCAAAAGACUACAGCCGUGGCCUUAGCAUCAUGGCUAAAACAGACCAUUCAUACUGCUUACUUGGUUGCAGGAAAAACGCCUCCAAAAAGAGAAACUCAGAGUCUUCUCAUUUUGGUAUUAAAAUGAUCAAACAUCAUUUCUGGUAUUGCUCUAAAUUUUCCAUUCUGAUAUUGUUCUGUAUUUCUGGACUGAUCAUCUAUGUUUACAAGACUGAUACCUUUGGAGACUACAUAAAAUACUUCAGUGAAGACAGUCAGGAAUAUAUAUAUAACUCUUCUUUUCACCAUCUGUUUAAACCUCCAUAUCCAUACCCUUACACGUUUCUUAUCAAUCAGUCACACAAAUGCCUGAACAGGAACCCCUUCCUCGUUCUUCUGGUGGUAGGCAAGAUGAAUGAUAUGGCAACUAGGAAUGUUAUUCGAGAAACUUGGGGAAAUGAAAGUAACUAUAACAAUGUUGAUGUAAUUAGAAUUUUCCUUGUGGGGGUUUCUCCCAUGAGACCAGACAUAUUUCAGGGGCUUCUAGAGAAAGAAAGUGAAAUUUACAAGGAUAUUGUACAGCAGGACUUUCAAGACACAUAUAACAACCUGACACUUAAAACUCUAAUGGGUAUGGAAUGGCUGACAAAAUUCUGCUCUAAUGCCAGAUAUGCAAUGAAGAUAGACAGUGACAUGUUUCUCAAUGCUGAGUACCUUAUUCAUCAUCUCCUCCAUCCUGAGUUACCAGUCCGUAAGAAUUAUUUCUCUGGACUAAUUGUGGCUAACACAGUACCUUACAGGCGGAAAUCUUCAAAAUGGUAUAUACCAAAGGCAAUCUACCCCAACAACACCUACCCACCCUACUGUUCAGGGCCUGGGUAUGUUUUUUCAGUAGAUAUGGCAAGAAAAAUCUACAAGAUGGCGCAAGUUAUUCAGGUCAUUCAUUUGGAAGAUUCCUUUAUGGGCAUUUGCUUGGAUAAACUAAAUAUACCACCAACUACACCUCCUAAAGGAAUUUUUAAUGGGCACCGGAUUGAUUACAAUCGCUGUGCCUUUAACAAACUGGUUACAGUUCACCAUUAUGAGAGGGAUGAAUUAAGGAAAAUAUGGCCUGAUUUUUGGAGCAAAAGAACAGUGGAGUGCAAGAAAUGGGAGGGAGAAAUUUAGGGUAUGUCAGAUUCAGAAAAAGUGGACUUUUGUAAUUAUUGACAUGAUGGUAGAAGAGGGUAAAUAUGUAAUAUCCAGCUGGAAUAAAUAUUUUUUUAAAUAAGAGGAACAUAUAAGUGAGAUAGAAGAAUGAGUAGUUAUUUGGAGUAACAAAGUAAUAUGGACGACAUUGCAUGAAGGAAUAAGAUUGUAUAUAGGAACUUAUUAACUAAUGCUACUGUCAUUGAAAAACUGAAAAAGAUAUUCUCCAA